Messenger RNA from Colletotrichum fioriniae, 1743 nucleotides. RefSeq names its product Chromatin structure remodeling complex protein sfh1 (gene SFH1). Gene Ontology annotation, molecular function: transcription coregulator activity. The record is from RefSeq and is a predicted model, not a curated record. NCBI's taxonomy places the organism in Eukaryota, Fungi, Ascomycota, Sordariomycetes, Glomerellales, Glomerellaceae. Gene Ontology annotation, biological process: positive regulation of pseudohyphal growth by positive regulation of transcription from RNA polymerase II promoter; chromatin remodeling. Gene Ontology annotation, cellular component: nuclear chromosome; RSC-type complex; nucleus.
AUGGACGCCCGACCGAAGCCCCAGGCGUUCCUGUCUACCUAUGCGCCUCGAAUCCGCGCCUACAACAACUCUCUCCUGACCCCGAACGUUGCCAGCGCUCCGGCCACGACUAACUCCCGGGUGACAAAGCGCGGCACGACCAUCAUCAACUACGCAGAAGACGGCUACGAUGAAAUUGACGAUGACGAGGACAGCGGCCGUCGUCGCCCUACUGGCCUGCGCAGCCUGAGAAGAGUGGACGAUUCGGCAAUCAGCCAGGAUCUGCUGGACAAGGCUGGAAAGGACACGGACGAGCCGGUCGAAGUACAGGGUAUUUGGAGAGACUGGUUUGGCAAGGGACGCCAGGUGCGGAAUGACCAGCAGAAUUCGGCGCAAGCAGAUCUGCCUUUGACCUUGAUCCCCAUCCGAAUCGAACUCGAUAUUCCGUCCUUCUUGCCCCAGGUCGCCUUUCCCUCGGCGCCUCACACCGUCGACACAUCACUCCCGCAAUACCGAGCACAAGAAAUGACGCCGCCCUACCGGCUUCGCGAUACCUUCCUCUGGAACCUCCACGAGACGGUCAUUACGACUGAACAAUUCGCGCAAACAUACGUGCAAGACCUCGACUUGCCGAACCGUCACAACCUGAUGCUCGACAUUGCCAGGCAGAUUCGGACCCAGCUUGAGGAGUAUGCCGGCGUUGCCCUGCAUCCCUUGUUUCACGCGCAGUCGCAGAACUCUGGAAUCAACGACGCCACCAAGCCGAACUCAAUGAUCAACCAGGACGAGACGCCCACUCCUGCCGCUGUAAUCAGCCGCUCCGACACUCCAAUGCUGAACGGCGGCAUCGGAACGCCAUCCCGGUUCAAGGACGCGACAUCAGCACCAGAUGUUACAGCCCACGCAAGCCCUAUUCCUGUUGACUCGGACGAGUAUGACCACGACGACGCCUACCGAUGUAUUGUCACUCUCAACAUCAACCUCCAGUCAGCAUUGUAUACCGACAAGUUUGAGUGGUCUCUGCUGCACCCCCCAGGCAUGCCGGAGGCCUUUGCCAGCCAAACAUGUCAAGACCUUGGAUUAACGGGCGAGUGGGUUCCUGCCGUCACGCAUUCCAUUUACGAAGCAGUAUUGCGCCUUAAGAAAGAGGCGUGUGAAGCGGGUGGAUUGGUGAUGGGCUGGAACGGAGUACGCGAGUUCCCCAACGAUGCCACGGCUGGAGCUGAUGCCGGAUGGCGUUACGAUCCGGAGAGCCUAGCCGAUCCCUGGGAGCCCAAGGUCGAGAUCCUCAGCAAGGAAGAGAUGGAGAAGCGAGAAGGCGACAGAGAACGGCAAAUUCGCAGACUCCGCCGCGAGACUGCUCGCUUCAGCUCAACUACUGGCCUGGUGGGCGGUGUGCCAUUCUCUGGAUUCGGCAAUGUAGUGGAAGCUCCGGAAGAAGAACGUAUGGGCAGAGGCGAGCGGUCCAAGAAGAAGCGUCGCUUCCGCAGCCUGAGCCCGAUAGGCCGAUCUGGAACCCCUGGCGGACGCGGAACGCCAGACGUGGGAUCCGGAUAUGGUGCAGGCAGCGGCUUGACGGACACGGAGCGCUUAUCGUGGAGAUGCUGGCACUGCUGUCUCUGGGGCUCGAGUGUGUGGGCGGUGAGACCUGGACCUGCAGGGCCACGGUCACUAUGCCAGAACUGUGGAUUGCUGUACGAGCGGGAUGGUAAGCUGCCGCGCCAAACCAAGAAUAUGCAUCUUACGGUCAUCCGAACGGCGUGA